CACACGGCGGCGAAUUCGACAGAUAUUAAAGUCACGCUGUUCAACAAGUUCAAAUUUUUUUAAUCUAAAAUAUUUCUUCAGAUAUUUGGAUCGACGUUUAUGUUUUGCUUUAUUAACGAAUAUAAAAUUUGAUGCUUAUAAAAAGUUUAAUAAUUUGUUUUAUUAAAGAGACGCCGGUAGAACUUUCAAAUGCAACUGUAGUGUUAAUUUUAUCUGGUAGAUGACACUAGUCAUAAAAACGUAAGCGCGUGUGUAAUCGUGCGACUGUGUGAGUAUGCAUGUAUAAUCUUGUUAAUAAUAAAAUCCUUUACGAUUUCGCCAGAAAUGAUUGGCUUCUUUACAAUCGAAUUAAGUCUAACAAGAUAAAAAAAAAAGGCCGUAUCGCUAACGGACGACCAGUAGGCCAUCGUGAGCGUGAGUGCGUUUUUCGCGAACUGAAGUCGGUUGUCGCGAGUGGAUUAUUCGCGUCGACCCAACCGUCGUUGCUGUCUUCGUUAGUACUGGUGUUAUCGUUUAACAAAUUUUUCAUAGCUUUGUUAUUGUUCUUUCGCUAGUGUCAUAUCUGUGCAAUCGACUUCUCUCUAUUGUCAACACUGCCGCCGAAAAUCAUAAUUUCCGGGACGCGUUCGUACAAGUUGAAACAAAUAGUCGAGAAUAUGUGUCAUUGUAUUAACAAUUAUUUAUUAAUAUUAUAAAUAAUUUAUAAUUUAUAAUUGUGCAAUUUGUCGGCGGGCACUAGCGGCGAGAAGCGUACGCGUGUGUGAGUAGUGCUACUAAACGGCGCGUUGCGGUGCAGAUUAAAAUUUCCGGUCGAGCGUUUCUCAUAUCAGCUGCUGCACACGGGCCGCCGGAUCGCAUUUUUUUCACUACCUCCCACUACACCACCGUGUCUUUGGUGCCUCUCCCACUAUUCUCUCAGUCUAGCGCGCGCACACACUGUCGCCGCCGCCGUCACCACACCCAGCCGCGCGCCGGCGAGACGACCGCCCCAGCCGAGUGCGCGAUAUCGCCGUACUAACUCACACAGCAUACACUCACUAGUACAUCAUUCAGUAUAUAAUAUUAUAUUAAAUCGUUAUUAUUAUUGAAUGUGCAGAUAAAAAUACAAGAACAUAUUCUUUACAUGAACGCUGGUGUCGUUUGUAGUUAGUAAGUAAUCGAAAAGCAACGCCAAACUGCUGUACGCCAGCAAAAUUCCAGUUUUUGUCGAUCGUGUGCGUGCGGUUUUUUCUCGUCGGCAACGUGAAUUCGUUUUAGAUUGUGUUAGUUCGCGCACUCGCGUGUGUUAAGUGCUUUUUUUAGUGUUCUGCAAACGCUUCUAUCGUAUUCGGGGUACGCGAAAAUUCGAGUGAUAGGUACAAGUGUCACGAGUAGUGCAUCGACAAGUCGAGGAUACCUAAGUAAAUUCUCUAGCUAGAAGAGUAGCAAAAGAUAAUUGAGUACAUGGACGAUGGAGUUCCAUCGAUUAUCACAGCCAUCCUAGUAAGGUGACUGACUACCACUUUUGUGGUGGUUUUACGCAGAGUCUGAGUAACGGCAGUCACUGUGCAUAACUUUCGGUGAGGCCCGGCGCUGCGGUCACUGUGGAGUGGCACGAGGCAUCUACUGCUGCUGGCCGCAUUAGUGGUGGUGGUAGUAGGAAGAACAACGUGUGGACAGCGCAGCAGGUAAUAACGGGUACGCUGCGGCAGCCUUCUGUCCUCCGUGGUCGUGGUGGACCAGGCCGCAAGGUGUUGUUACUAUUGCUGAAAUGGCGUGUUGCCUGUCCGAGGAGGCCAAAGAACAGAAGCGGAUUAACCAGGAGAUUGAAAGACAGCUACGGCGUGACAAGAGAGAUGCCCGGCGAGAACUCAAGCUUCUAUUGCUCGGAACUGGUGAAUCAGGGAAAUCUACAUUCAUCAAACAAAUGCGGAUUAUCCACGGCUCUGGUUACUCCGACGAAGACAAACGAGGGUUCAUCAAACUAGUAUACCAAAAUAUUUUCAUGGCCAUGCAAAGUAUGAUCAGGGCCAUGGAUAUGCUCAAAAUACAUUAUUCUGAUCCAACUUGUUCUGAACGUGCGGAGCUCAUAAAAAGUGUAGAUUUUGAAACAGUAACGACUUUUGAAAGUCCAUAUGUUGAAGCGAUUAAAGCACUCUGGGCAGACUCGGGUAUUCAAGAGUGCUACGACCGAAGACGUGAAUAUCAGCUCACCGAUUCUGCUAAAUAUUAUUUAAUGGAAAUAGACAGAGUGGCCAGUCCAAAUUAUCUGCCCACUGAACAAGAUAUACUUAGAGUAAGGGUUCCCACCACCGGUAUAAUUGAAUACCCAUUUGAUCUUGAAGAAAUUCGGUUUAGUUACCUAAGCGAUUUAGCGAGAAUUGAAGCGUCUGAUUAUUUACCUACUGAACAAGAUAUUCUUCGUGCUAGGGCUCCAACUACAGGCAUUAUUGAAUACCCUUUUGAUCUUGAUGGUAUUGUUUUCAGAAUGGUUGAUGUUGGAGGACAGAGGUCAGAAAGAAGAAAAUGGAUCCAUUGUUUUGAAAAUGUGACAUCCAUUAUCUUUCUUGUAGCACUUAGUGAAUAUGAUCAGAUUCUUUUUGAAUCCGAAAACGAAAAUCGGAUGGAAGAAUCAAAAGCAUUAUUCAAAACUAUCAUAACAUAUCCUUGGUUCCAGCAUUCAUCUGUAAUAUUGUUUUUGAACAAAAAGGACCUUCUUGAAGAGAAAAUUAUGUAUUCUCAUCUAGUUGAUUAUUUUCCUGACUUUGAGGGUCCUCAAAGGGACGCAAUUAGUGCAAGAGAAUUUAUUCUAAGGAUGUUUGUGGAUUUAAAUCCUGAUAGUGAGAAAAUAAUUUAUUCACAUUUUACAUGUGCCACAGAUACUGAAAAUAUUAGGUUUGUCUUUGCUGCAGUUAAAGACACUAUACUACAAUCCAAUCUCAAAGAAUACAACCUAGUGUAAUGAUGCAACACAACGUUAAGGCCCCAUGUGUUAAUAUUUUUUACUAUUUUAAUGUUAAAAUAAUACAAUUAGUAUAAAUCCUAACGUCAAAAGAUACAUUUUAAAAUACACCCAGCAAAAAAUAAAAAAAUGAAAACUAAUAUUACAUUUUUGUACAAUAGUUUUAACCAAAUAUGUUUUCUCUCAAAAUUUUAUUUCUGUGAGUGUCAGUUUGUUAAUGUUGGUAUCGUGUGAGAGUCAGCAAAAACCCAUCAAGAUUUUGAAAUCAUAAAAUUUAAAGGGUAACUUGAAUUUUUUAAAAACAAAUUUUUUACUAAUGUAAAAAUUUAUUUAAAAAAAUUAUGAUGAAUACUUUUUAUAAGAGCGCAUUUUUAUUAUUAUUUUUAUUAAAGUUAUAAUUUUUUUUAUUAUUAUUUAAAGAAAAUUAUAUAAUUAAUCUCCUAUAUGUUCAUCGCAUUUAACCCUCAUGUUAUUAUAAUUAUACAUACUAUAUAAUAUUUAAAUAAUAAAAUUAAUUUUACAAUGUGAAAUAUGUACAUAAAUUUAAUGAAAAUAAGAAAUUAUUAAUAUCAGAAUAUAAAUUUUAUAAGUGUAAAUGAAGCAAAACUGUUGAAGGGCACUCUAAAAUCCAAAAAGUAAUUAUUUUUCUGUUUGAAAAAUGUUAAGUUAUUAUUUUAUUUUAAUAUCAUUGUUAAAAUAAAAUAAGGUGAAGGUUUGAUUUGUGCAAUUUUAAUUAUUAAAAAAAUAAUAAUUUAAAAAAAAACCCUUAAAAAUUUUGUUGAAAAGGGUAGUUCUAGUCACAGUCUUAUGAAAUUUAUAAAAAUUAUAAGUUACCUGUGUACAUUAUUUUAAAAACAAAUUGAUUUUGAUGUUUAUAAAUAAAUUAUUUAUGGGCAUAGCCUUUAAGAAUAUGCUCACCUCAAUUUUGGUUCUGUAUUCAAUUAAUAUAUUUUUAAGUCGUUGUUUGAUUAUUAUUUCUUUUUAUUAGUUAUUAAUUAAUAAUAUAAAAAUAUAUUUAUAACAAUAUGUUGAGAGAUGCCUUGUAUUAACAAACAUAAAACAAUUAACAAAAAUUAAAUGGAGUUUACAUACAAUACAUUUAUAUUAAUAUAAUUUAUUUAAUGCUAACAAUAUCAAAAAAAUUCAUACAUCCAAACUUCAAUGUUUUAUUAUCAAAUUAAACAAGGAUCUCGAUAACUGUUACAUUGAUAUAUUUGUAUAUACAUUAAAGUGAUCACGCCACCAAUCAUCUAACCAACUAAUGUAUUUAUAUUGAAUAAAUUUUAUUUCUCUGUG
Daktulosphaira vitifoliae (grape phylloxera) is the source of this 4237-nucleotide messenger RNA. It is a transcript of the gene Galphaq, whose product is annotated as guanine nucleotide-binding protein G(q) subunit alpha. Bases 1751 to 2941 code for a protein of 396 amino acids. NCBI's taxonomy places the organism in Eukaryota, Metazoa, Arthropoda, Insecta, Hemiptera, Phylloxeridae. Gene Ontology annotation, cellular component: heterotrimeric G-protein complex. The record is from RefSeq and is a predicted model, not a curated record. Gene Ontology annotation, biological process: phospholipase C-activating dopamine receptor signaling pathway; adenylate cyclase-modulating G protein-coupled receptor signaling pathway. The transcript has 9 exons. Gene Ontology annotation, molecular function: GTPase activity; G protein-coupled receptor binding; guanyl nucleotide binding.